Messenger RNA from Miscanthus lutarioriparius, 510 nucleotides. The record is from the annotation of a GenBank genome assembly. NCBI's taxonomy places the organism in Eukaryota, Viridiplantae, Streptophyta, Magnoliopsida, Poales, Poaceae.
AUGGAGUACUCGUCUAUGUGUGUAGCUCUGGCGUUGGCCGUGGUGGCGGCCACGCUCGCCGUGACGCCGUGUGCGGCCCAGAACUCGCCGCAGGACUUCGUGAAACCGCACAACGCGGCGCGCGCGGCCGUGGGCGUCGGCCCGGUGUCGUGGGACGAGAACGUGGCCGCCUUCGCGCGGAGCUACGCGGUGCAGCGCCAGGGCGACUGCAGGCUCGUGCACUCUGGCGGCGGGCCCAACGGCUACGGUGAAAACAUCUUCUGGGGCAGCUCCGGCAAAGACUGGACCGCGUCGGACGCCAUCGGCUGGUGGGUGGGGGAGAAGCCGGACUACGACUACAACAGCAACAGCUGCGCGAAGGGGAAGGUGUGCGGCCACUACACGCAGGUUGUGUGGCGCAAGUCCACCGCCAUCGGCUGCGCCCGCGUCGUCUGCAACAACGGCGGUGGCGUCUUCAUCACUUGCAACUACAACCCGCCGGGCAACUACGCCGGGGAGAAACCCUACUAG